Molecule: messenger RNA, 2301 nt
Organism: Terrapene triunguis (Three-toed box turtle)
Lineage: Eukaryota; Metazoa; Chordata; Testudines; Emydidae
Gene: TRIM44
Product: tripartite motif containing 44
Exons: 6
Coding region: 431-1225 (264 amino acids)
Molecular function (GO): zinc ion binding
Source: RefSeq, a predicted model, not a curated record
CCACUUUAAAUGACUCAGGAAGUAAAAACCAGGAUGGCCUGAACUUUAAAAGUGAAAGUAGCUGCUAAUGUGUAUUGGGCCCUGCUGCUUUGUUUAGAGCAGCAACUGGGAUCCCAGCACCCUGCUCAUCAAAACUAAGGGGGGGAGGUGAGCUUAUUUUGGCGUGUUAAAUCCCAGUUGCUCAGAAGGUGGGAGGCGGAGGGGAUCAGGCCGGGAGCUCAGCCAGGAAUAGAAGGAGAGGGAUUGUAGCUGGAGACGAGGAAGCAGAGCAACUGGGCCGUUCAAGUGUCGCAGGGCAGAGAACAGCUGGAGGCUUGUGCUGGAAGGGGGGAAGCUGCUACCCAGCUGAGAGCUGCCGCAGGGAAGCGACCAGGAGGGGCAGGGGGCUGCGGCACCAGCCAGGCCAGGCCGCCCCUGGAAGAGGCUCGCCAUGGCCUCUGCGAAGGGGGAGCGCGCCGAGGAGCUUCCCCCCGACGGCACGUGCGAUGUCUGCGAGCCCGAUGAAGCCGAGAGCGCGGUGGGGGUGUGCGAGGAGUGCGGCUUCUCCUUCUGCCAGCCCCACGCCGAGGAGCAUGGCCAGAAGUACGCGGCCCACCGCCUGCGGGGCCCUGCCUCGGGCCGCGACGAGGCGGGGGAAGAGGCGCCCAAGCUGGAGCGGAAGAAGUGCGAGGAGCACGGGCAGGAGCUGAGCCUGUACUGCAAAGAGCAUGAGAAGAUCAUCUGCGUGCUGUGCGCCGUCACCGGCACCCACCGGCAGCACCAGCUCAUCACCCUGGAUGAAGCCUACCAGACCAUGAGGAAUAGAGAACCCGUUGACCUGAAGGUGGCCAUGCUGGAGAUGGUGGAAAGGUUAAAGUUCAAGUGUGCAGACCCUAAAGUGACUCGGAGUGAGAUGAAACUGUGUGUUCAGCAGGAGUUUGACACUGUACGGCGGCUGGUCUGUGAGGAGGAACGGAAAGCUCUCCACCUAGUGGACCUCCAGGAAGCGGUGGCCACUGCUCAUGUGACAGAGGUGCUGGCGGAAAUCAACGUCCACAUGGCAAAGCUGAUGACUGAGAUGGCAGAGAUCAGAAGGCAGCUGAACACCUUCAAUGAGUUAGCCCUGCUCAAGCCUGAGAGCAACGAUGAGGAACCCAGAGCUAAUCCUUUCCCUCCUGCCUCUCCUUCCCGAGGGAACAGGCGAUAUGAUGACAAGGACCCAUCAUCGGCUAACGGGCCUUGCUGAGACAAGACGGGUUUGGCUGCAGUGGAGACGUUACAGAAGGAUCCUCUCCACACAGACUCCAUGUGAUGAUGAGAAUGCAGGAAGAGUGUCUUAAGUCACACAACUGCAGCACAAGCAGCAGCAACUGUUUCCUCCCUUUACUUUGCUGUGUCUAUGGAUCUCCUAGAUAAAAAUGUGAUCCUUCCCCUCACCUGUCCUUUGGGAACACACUUACUGUCACGCCUAGCGACAUAUUUGCCAAUCCGCCUUUUCUUAGGAGGACAAAUAUCCUGCAAAGAUAUGACACUGGGCUUUGAAAAUGUGGAGCCAGUAAUUAAAAUGAAGAAUGCAGUACUGUAGAAGGUAGAAAUGAGAGUCUAAAAGCCACAGUGGUGUUUUUACUGAUGGGGGUUAUUGAGGACUUCAGUUUAAUAAUUCAGUGCAGCCAAGAUUUAUAAAUGAUAUGAGGUUGAAAUGGUCUUUCAAGAAGAAGGAUUGGAGUGGUAUGUUAACUGUUUAAUUUAGUGUGUUCUGAAAAAUGCUGCAUGAAACACUGUAUAAUAACUGGGCACAGUCCUAAGGUUUCUCAGCCUUGUAGUGGGGAGAAUGUGUAUCACGAAUGACGUUUAUGCCUCGUGAGUGAGGCUGUCUGAGCACAAGCUAGAGAGUCACGGAUGCCAGCUCUGACACUGGCUUCCCGUAGGGCUUCCUGCAAGUCUCUUCAUCUCUCUAUCUGUAGCAUGGCAUUGACUCUCAUUUUCCAGGACAGAGGGCUGCCACAGGGAACUCCCAUAAAGCGCUCACCUUCAGGUUUCCCACUUGUAGCAAGUCACAGCCCCUGAGCACUUGAUAUAUUGUCAUUCCCUGCCACCCCUACUAGCCUCUUUGCUCCACCUGUCUGUAAUGUCAGUGAAUUCCAGUCCUGCUUAAUGAAAGGGCUUCAGGAAACGUAGGGUAAGAAGUUAGAUGGGGGUCUAUGCAGCUUAGAGGUCCAUUCUGCCGCCGCCGUACUACAGGUCAUUGGCCCAGGUCUACAAAGGGACCCAGGUGCCUAAAUACUUAUUCAUUAGGCCAGAGAGAAAAAAAUGACAGUCCCC